This is a messenger RNA of Larimichthys crocea (large yellow croaker), 1339 nucleotides long. RefSeq names its product sclerostin domain containing 1a (gene sostdc1a). Gene Ontology annotation, biological process: negative regulation of BMP signaling pathway; negative regulation of Wnt signaling pathway. Gene Ontology annotation, molecular function: BMP binding. NCBI's taxonomy places the organism in Eukaryota, Metazoa, Chordata, Actinopteri, Sciaenidae. The coding region runs from base 119 to 775 and encodes 218 amino acids. The transcript is spliced from 2 exons. The record is from RefSeq and is a predicted model, not a curated record.
CCAAAGCAAAGAGGCGGUCCGUGUGUAUAAAACCACCACUCUCACAUGCAGCUCAUCCAGCAUCAGUCUACAUCCAGACGGAUCUACAUCUCACCAACCAAACCAAACCAAACCAACCAUGCACCUGAGCGCGUACGACUCGUGCCAUUCCGUGCUCGUCCUUUGCAUCCUCCUGAGGAGUUGCCAAGCCUUCAAGAACGACGCCACGGAGCUCCUGUUCUCGCAUGUGAGCGCGCCGGCUCCGGUGCCGGAGGUUCAGAGCAACGUGACCCUGAACCGUGCACGGCACGGCGGGAGAGGAGCGGCCAACGCGGCGCACGACAGAGGCGACCGAAGCCAGAUCGGCUGCAGAGAGCUGAGGUCCACUAAGUAUAUCUCCGACGGCCACUGCACCAGCAUCAACCCCAUCAAGGAGCUGGUGUGCACCGGCGAGUGUCUCCCAGCUCAGAUGCUUCAAAACUGGAUCGGCGGCUCCUACAGCAGGAAGCUCUGGGGUCGCCGGAGCAGCAACCAGGACUGGCGAUGCGUCAACGACAAGACCCGCACCCAGCGCAUCCAGCUGCAGUGUCAGGACGGCAGCACGAGAACGUACAAAAUCACCGUGGUCACCUCGUGCAAGUGCAAGAGGUACUCGAGGCAACACAACGAAUCGGGCAACAAGUUCGAGGAGCCGGCUGUGUCAACGCCGCACCUGCUGCACAAGCACAAGUCCAAGAGCAAGAGGAGGCUGGGGAAGAACCGGCUGAACGGGAACUGGCACGAGACUGAACCCUGAGAGCCGGCAGGCGUGCAGACAGACUCUGAAUCCACAUGAACCUACAGGAGUUUUGUCUCUGUGAUACUGAGACACGACGUGCAGAGCCGUGGAUUAUCUCUCAAUGUGACUGGGACUUGAUUUAGGUGACGCUGGUUCCUCACUAUGAUGGAGAGCUCCAAAGGGCAUGCUAAGGACUUUUUAUUUGACAUUUGACUCCACGUGGUUAAAGAUAAUGUGAACAGAACUGUACAGUCUGCAGAGCAAACCCACAUUGUCCCAGUACCCACGUGCACGUGUACCCAUCGGCACCAACACCAGUAAACGACACCAAACAUCUCAAAAUAUCCCGUGUAAAUACUUGUACAUAUAUCAAAUUCUUACUUGCCUUUUUGAAGUAUGGCCAUGUGUAUAAAUUUUUUUUACUAUGUAAGAUUUAUGAUGUAUGAUGUAAUAUAUUCCCUGUGGCAAUAUAUAAUAUGAUAAGUUUUGCUUAAGUGGCAUCAGCAUGUGGGUGAAAUCUCAAAGCUUUUCAUCAAUCUGUCCUGUAAUAACUUUAUAUGAAAUAAAUAUCACUUUUUAUCA